GCACAAAGAUUCACUGUCCAAGUGAAGAUUGGGGCCCGCUCCUUUCUCCCUAUGAGCUCCUCGAGCAAAAGGGAGGCCAGGGAGGCCGCUGACCAAGCAGCCUUGGCUGUCCUGAUUGACGAAGAGGAAAAAGAGAGAGCGUCGACCUCUCGCCAUCCAGAAGCAGCUCCACCCCCAGCACCAACUUGUCACCGCCACCACAUACCACCAGCUCCACCCCCAGCACCAGCUUGCCACCGCCACCACUGCCGCCAUGUACCACCAGCAGCAUCCCCAGCACCAACUAGAGACCGCCACCACUGCCACCACGUACCACCAGCUCCACCCCCAGCACAAACUUAG
This is a messenger RNA of Sinocyclocheilus grahami, 342 nucleotides long. RefSeq names its product velvet complex subunit 2-like. The record is from RefSeq and is a predicted model, not a curated record. The transcript has 3 exons. NCBI's taxonomy places the organism in Eukaryota, Metazoa, Chordata, Actinopteri, Cypriniformes, Cyprinidae. Bases 52 to 342 code for a protein of 96 amino acids.